AUGUUACCAAUAAUAAAGACAAACCGAAAUACAUCAAUUUUCAAAUCAGUAAUUUUAAAUACAGUACAAUCUACAAAUGUCUUCUUCAUAUUGCCCUUCUUCGGGCAAAAGAGAUGGAAAUCAAGAGGUAACACAUAUCAGCCAUCAACUUUGAAAAGGAAAAGGAAAUUUGGCUUUUUAUCUAGAGCUAAGUCAAAACAAAAAUCAAAAAUAUUAAAAGACAGGAAAGAAAAAGGUAGAUGGUACCUAUCCCAUUAA
Kazachstania africana CBS 2517 is the source of this 258-nucleotide messenger RNA. It is a transcript of the gene MRX14, whose product is annotated as mitochondrial 54S ribosomal protein bL34m. Lineage: Eukaryota; Fungi; Ascomycota; Saccharomycetes; Saccharomycetales; Saccharomycetaceae. Gene Ontology annotation, cellular component: ribosome; mitochondrial large ribosomal subunit. The record is from RefSeq and is a predicted model, not a curated record. Gene Ontology annotation, biological process: translation. The transcript has a single exon. The coding region runs from base 1 to 258 and encodes 85 amino acids. Gene Ontology annotation, molecular function: structural constituent of ribosome.